Hordeum vulgare subsp. vulgare (domesticated barley) is the source of this 3617-nucleotide messenger RNA. RefSeq lists its product as uncharacterized. The record is from RefSeq and is a predicted model, not a curated record. The coding region runs from base 1313 to 3184 and encodes 623 amino acids. The transcript has 4 exons. Lineage: Eukaryota; Viridiplantae; Streptophyta; Magnoliopsida; Poales; Poaceae.
GGCAAGGUGUCUCUGCGUUCCUCUCGUCUCUCUGCGCGUCGGCAAGGUCGAUCGCCACGGCGCCCUCCUCUGCCCAACAACCAUCAGGUAAUUUGGGCAUGUGUCAUAAUCUCUGAUAUAUGAGGAAAGAGAAGGUAGUUUCCUUCAUGCCUUACGGUAUUAUGUUACCUGCAUUAAUAAUAACUAAUCACACACAUCACGAUUGCAGUCUUAGAUGAGAUUGGAUCAAUAGGAUUCUGGACUAUUUGAUGCUUUAGAUGAAAUUUUUAUUGGUACUUCAAAGAGUUUGAUAUCUCAUUUAUUGAUGUUUUCACAUACUUCUGUGUUCCAGUUAUCAUGUGUAUGUUUUGUGGUUGCAGUUAGCUUAUCACAGGCUCCUCCAGUGUUGAUUUAUGCAGCAGUUUACUGUUUGUUUCACUGCAGACAGUUAGGGACAUGUAUCAAUGUGUUCACACCAAUGUUCAUUCUAAAACCAGUUAUCCUACCUAUGCUUAAUGAGCUGUUCCAUCCAAUAUCUGUUUUAUGUUUUAUAGCCGUGUUUUUAUCUUCCUCUCCACCCAUGUUGUGUACUUAAUGUACCCUGUCUAUUCUUUGUUACAUACGCCUUCCUUCAAUUCACCAUCGAUGUUUUUAUCGACAUUUCUACCAUCGGCAAUCAUUUCUCUCCAUUUUUCAGUUCAAAUUGAUUGAGGUUUUCCCUUAAAUGGAGGUCACUGACCAUAAUUGACUAUGGAUGGUUCGUAUUACUUUGCCCUAAUUUUUUGCAAUAUAAUCAUCCACUUAUCGGAAUUUAUUGUAGACUUUGUGCAACUAAAAUCAUAACUUGCCUGUGCUAUGAUCUGGCACAACUUGUCUAAGGAGAUUUAGUUUUUGAUUUAUCACCUGCGAAGGAAAAAACAUUAGAUGUUUCAUGAUUCUUUCGUACGAGUGAUAAGGCAGUGCUGCAGCUUUUCUUGAAGAAACAUUUGUCAAAUACUGUAAUUUGGUAUUUGUAUUCAGUGCUUUCACUUAUUCCUAUUAAAAGGCAAAUCUGCUAUUUUUCUUAAAAAUCAUCUUCAAGUACUGUAUGUUGGUGGUUAUUUUAUGGUCUGCCUAUGAUAUGGUGCUGAGGAACUUAUAUUCUACACUGCCCUCCAGUGUCUCUGGUGGAAACCUAUAUUUGAGCGCUUAAGUCUCUAUGCUCUAUCACUUAUUCCUUAACUAUGUGCUCAUUUGCACGGCUAUUCUUUGCAUUCAAGAAUGUCUAUGUAAUCUUCUUCUAGUAUUUUCUAUUGAAGUUCCUCUGUGAUCUGAUUUCAUUUAGUUGGUUGAAAUGUAUUCUUUUUUUUUUCUCAGUGUUCUUUCGGUAGCAAGCCAAAAAACUGCUGUGAUACUGGAAAAAAAAUCUUUGUUAUUUUAUUUGUUCGGAAUAGAAAGUCAGGGAUCUUACAUGCACUCACUUCCUAUGUACAGAGGGAAGCUUAGCCUUGGCCUUCUGCCUUCAUCGAGCAUGCGCCUUGCCUUCUCCGGUGAUGAUGGUUGUUCAGAGGAACUGGCUCUCCUGAACGAUGGCCUCGAAGUUUCAGAAGUUGUGAUUGAAGAAAUACCAGCUGAUAAUUCUGGACGUUCUUUCCUCAUCAGGAUUUCAGAAUCUAAAAGAUUGUACUACUGGUGCGCUGAAAAGUCGAAGGAAUGCGGAAUGGAGCUUCUUGCAAAGAUGAAAAAUCUACUUCAGGGCCGGCCAACCCUCUCUGAUCUCACAGGCAUCUCCAAUUCGCGACUUGAUGCUUUUGUUACUAAUUUACAUGCUUAUCUUCUUGCACCAAGUAUUGGAGAUGCUAAAUUGUUGGGAGCAUCUACUGCCCUCCUCAGUACUUCAAGCUCGCAAGGGCAACUUUUACAAUCCCCGUCAGCCGUUUCCAGGUCUUCAAGGUCUCGCACCUCUGCUGCUAAUGCAACAAAAGCAAACUCGAUCUAUCAAGCCAGUCUGAGUCCCAGGUCCAGCACUUUUAAAGAUGGGGUGCCAAGAACCUCUUGUGCAAAGGUUGUUGGGAGAGAGAAGCUGAAGCGGCGCGGGGACUGGUUGGGCCCAUCAACUGCUCUGAUCGAUGCAAAUCCUUUGAUAGCAAAGAGUGUUAACCCUGAUUCAACCAGUGAAGUGUGUGAUGGGGAUUGUUCAAAAAACAGUAUCACUUCAGCUCCUUCACUAGACCUGCCUCUUUCAUUUCCCUUGCUGCCAUCUCUUUAUCCUUUUGCGACUCAAUGUCCACUCCCUGAGGGUUCUUCAGAGAAUCCAUUUAAGCCUUACUAUUGCUGGUGUCCGCCAUGCCCAUCGUCACUGCAGUACAGUGUAACCCCACUGCACAUGCCAGUUUCAUCUGUAGAACCGUUCCCUCAAACACCUCUGGGCUCGCUGGUAUCAAAUGAAGUAUCAUCUAUCUCAUCAUUUUCUGCAAAGUUGGAUACAAAUAAUUCACCAUCACUUAAUCUUCCAUCGAUACUGCAUGAUCCUUCGCUUCACCUCCCGCUUCCUACUUCAAUUGUUCCCCUGCAUGGUUCUAUGGUUUCAACAUAUCCGUUACUUCAUCUUCCGUUUCCCACUUCGCCAUUUGUUCCUGUGCAUGGUUCGCAGGUUCCAGCAUUUCCUUUGCUUCACCUGCCACUUCCUACUUCACCAUUUGUUUCAUUGCAUAGCUCACAGGUUUCAACAUUUACACCAUUGAUGUCUGAUCCUAUUGUGCAUGUCCCAGUCAUCGAUAUGUGUUCCUCUGGUCAGGCUUAUUUGGUGAGUUGUGGUCCUUCUAUAACUUCAGCUGUUCCCCUGCUCCCUAGCUUGAAGCCUCUGAUUCCAGAAACCGAAUCGUUGGUUGAGAGGAGUGCUAGGGAAACACUAAUGAGGCUUAUAGCUUCGACACCACCAUCUAGCAACCCCCAGCUGGUCAACAUUCUCCCUGCAGUCCUUACUGAUGUGCCUGAAAAUAUUUCUCGAUCUCCUAAUGUGAACAUGCAUGUUGGUGUCCAUCGCAACGACCUACUUCUUAGUUCAUCUUGGGGUGCUAAUGUGAUUGGAAGUGGGAUGGCAGCCAUGGAGCUGCACUCGGAGGAUGAGGUUUCCAGUGGGCAUGAUGCUCAUGCAAUGGUUGCGUUUACGGAAUUUGAUGAUAUCAAUGGAGACCACGACCAGUCCCAUUUCCGGAGGAUUUAGUUUGCACAUGGGGAUUUUCUUGAGCUCUUUGCUGGUACGAAAUGUCUGAAUAUUUUGAACUGCACUUGUUUCUACAUGGUAAUAGGCUAUGUGGUUUUGGAAAUACGUUGAUAUAUGCAGCCUGGUUCCUAUGGCUUCUGCCCAGCUAAAUGGCUGAUGUGGUUGGUAAAUGUAAUUAGUUGUCUGUACUGUAUUUCAAUUUCGCAAACAAAUGCAAAGCUGGUAUUUGCUCGUGCACAACUCCUUGUUUUUAACCCUCCAUUUAGUGCCCGGGAGAUUGUAGCUGAUAUUCUGGAGCUGUGAAAGGAGCUUGUGUUGACAUGUCGUGAACUGGGCUACAUUAUGCAGACAACUUGGUUUGGUGAGAGAUCGGACUCUCAACUUCCGUGUAAUUGCAUAUUCUUAGAACUUUGAAUACAAGGGCUAUCUGAAA